Messenger RNA from Protopolystoma xenopodis, 897 nucleotides. Lineage: Eukaryota; Metazoa; Platyhelminthes; Monogenea; Polystomatidea; Polystomatidae. The record is from the annotation of a GenBank genome assembly.
AUGUAUAGAAGUGGUCUGACCUGGUUUUCGCAAAUUGGUCGUGUUGUCAUGGCUACCUGGCCGGAGUCAUCUUGUCCAAAGUCCUCUGCUAUCGUGGAUCGUGGACAGGGUACAUUCCCACACGUUCCUCUGGCGUCUUCAAUGAGUCUUACCAUUCUCAGCACCAGGCUACAACUUUUUUAUCCUCAUCCAGUUGUAACUUGGCGAUGGGAAUGCCGAGGCUCUCUGAAAAUGCUGAUUACGACGCCGGUGAGACGUCUGGAAAUGUACGAAAUCCACAAUUCAAUACUGAGAAUUAUCAUAACUCUUACAGCAAAGGACUUCGGAGAAGGUGCAACUAAAGGUCGGCAAGCGUUUCCCGUGGCCGUCAAGGGAAGAGAGUCUAGUAAUCUGGUCGGCCGAGGCUUCGGCCUUCCACUGUACCGUCGACAGCAACCGUUCACAAGCGGACUCUUGGACGGCAGCAAGAGUGGCGUCUACGAGUCCGGUUGCCACGGCAAGUGGUUGCGCCAAGUGAGUCGUGUUGCCAGAAUCGUGGCCAAACUGGCCCAGACGAACGGAGACUUUGCAUGUGGGCCAACCCGCCCGACGCCCAACCCCCCGAGGCAGAGGGUCUACGAUGCAGAUCUGCGAAUGUUGGCCACCUCAACUCGUCCAACGCGCCUCAAAAGGUCAGGCCUGGAGAUGAGGAUCUCUUGUGGCUUGAUUGACAGACAGACCCAGUCGGUGGACAAGAAGUGGGACUGCCGAGGCGCCUCCUGUCAGAAUGGCCGAAGAGGGGCACAUGUGAAGAAGAGCUGCUUAUGCCCCCCCCCCGCGACAGGGCUGUGUCCAUCCGGUGGACGUCCCGCAGUCGGUACAGUCUAUUGUUGCCCGCAAACUGCGAUUUCCCAAUGA